AUGAAUAACUUCAUUUCUAGACAUUUAAAAUCACACCAGAGAAUACACACGGGGGAGAAACCUUAUAGCUGUGCUCAAUGUGGGAAGAGUUUUACUACAUCUGGCCAGCUGACUUUACACCAGAGAACACACACAGGAGAGAAACCUUAUAGCUGUGCUCAAUGUGGGAAGAGUUUUGUUCAAUCUGGCCAGCUGACUUUACACCAGAGAACACACACAGGGGAGAAACCUUAUAGCUGUGAUCAAUGUGGGAAGAGUUUUGUUCAAUCUGGCCAGCUGACUUUACACCAGAGAACACACACAGGAGAAAAACCGUAUACCUGUGAUCAGUGUGGGAAGAGUUUUGUUCAAUCUGGCCAUCUGACUGUACACCAGAGAAUGCAUACAGGAGAGAAGCCUUAUAGCUGUGAUCAAUGUGGGAAGAGUUUUGCUGCAUCUAGAAAUCUGACUCUACACCAGAGAAUACACACAGGAGAGAAGCCUUAUACCUGUGAUCAAUGUGGGAAGAGUUUUACAGGGUCUAGCAAUCUGACAAUACACCAGAGAACACACACAGGAGAGAAACCUUAUAGCUGUGAUCAUUGUGGGAAGAGUUUUGGUCAAUCUGGGAAGCUGACUGUACACAGGAGAAUACACACAGGAGAGAAGCCUUAUAGCUGUGAUCAAUGUGGGAAGAGUUUUACAGGAUCUAGAAAUCUGACAAUACACCAGAGAAUACACACAGGAGAGAAGCCUUAUAGCUGUGAUCAAUGUGGGAAGAGUUUUACAGGACCUAGAAAUCUGACAAUACACCAGAGAAUACACACAGGAGAGAAGCCUUAUAGCUGUGAUCAAUGUGGGAAGAGUUUUAUUACAUCUAGCAAUCUGACUCGACACCAGAGAAUA
Molecule: messenger RNA, 885 nt
Organism: Salmo salar (Atlantic salmon)
Lineage: Eukaryota; Metazoa; Chordata; Actinopteri; Salmoniformes; Salmonidae
Source: RefSeq, a predicted model, not a curated record